AUGUCAGCAGCCCCCACAUGGAAGUCCGAGGACGAAUUAGAACAGUUGGUUACCGAUGCGCAAGAACAGUUGGAGAACUUGCGUGAAAACACGGACGAAAAGGGUCGACUAAACGAUGAAACUCUGAUUCGUUAUUUUAGUAAACACGAUUUGCCCAUAGGAAUAGCUGGAUUCCUUAUCGAUUAUAAUCAGUUCAAACAUUUACACGAACCAUUCUAA
Messenger RNA from Echinostoma caproni, 219 nucleotides. The record is from the annotation of a GenBank genome assembly. NCBI's taxonomy places the organism in Eukaryota, Metazoa, Platyhelminthes, Trematoda, Plagiorchiida, Echinostomatidae.